GGUGCUGGAUUCACGUUCUUUAUUGACAUAGCAGCUUCUUCUUAAAGCUUUGUCACCAGAAAAUAUGAUUGUUUACUUUUAUUAGUAUUUAAUUCCUUUGGUAAGGGAUAAUUAAAAUCAGAUGCCAUCGAAGGUGUAGCAAAUCCUGGAGUGAAGACCUGUGAAAUUAAUAGUCUUUUUUUUUUUUUUUUUUUAAAGUUGAUUUGAAGCCCUGGAUUGAAGAUGGCUAGUCAGUUUCGCAGCUACAUUUGGGAUCCAGUGCUCAUCAUCUCCCAGAUCAUCCUGAUGCAGUGCAUUUACUACAGCUUCCUAGGUCUUUGGAUAGCCAGUGUAGAUGGUCUUGUGCACACCAACAGAUCUCUUGAUCAGAUAUUCAGUUACGAAGUCCUUGGUUUUUCUACGACACAUGGUCGACUCUCAAUGAUGGCAUUCAUUCUGAACUCUCUCACAUGUGCCCUGGGCUUGUGGUUAUUCAUCCGCCGGGGAAAGCAGUGUUUGGACUUCACAGUCACAGUGCAUUUUUUCCACAUGAUUGGCUGUUGGAUCUAUAACUCCCAUGUGCCGGCUGCUCUGUCAUGGUGGCUGGUUAAUAUUGCCUGCAUUGCCUUAAUGGCAGUCAUCGGGGAGUACCUGUGCAUGCGGACAGAGCUACGUGCCAUUCCUGUGAAUACUGGUCCCAAAUCCAGCUUGUGAGGAUAUCUCUAAUCGAGAGACGGUGCAUUCAGUUCAGCCUUGGGCUAUGAAUAAGCUGGCAGACUUGAUUGAAUCGCAUGGCAUGUUGAGCUGUGUGACAGUGUUAACUUCUUCUACCACUAACAGUGGUUGCAGCUAAGGUGGAUGUCUACUAGCUAAGGUGGAUGCAAACAUGAUCCAAGUAUUGACUGAAAUGGACACUUCCUCUAAAAUUCCUUAAUUUUGUCACUUCCUUUUUACAUCAUUAGAUAAACUUAAUUUUGCCUAAGUGGAUGUUUCUCAUGCUUCUGAAACGGAGGCUUGUAGGCCCAGAAUCAGAAUACUGCAAAACUGAAUCCUAAAAUAAGCUGUUUUGUUGCACUUUUGUAAUCUUGGUUUUAAAAAGACUAUUUGAAGCAUUUUGGGUUUUUAUAUGCAAAUAGACACUGAAGAACAGAGCUGAUUUAUUUAAUUUUCCAUUAAACAAUGUUCUGUAUUUGUCCUACUGAGUGAUUUAGUUUUUCAUUCAAAGAAAAAUCUUUCUUAAACAGACUCAUCUAGCAGUUAUAUAAUGUAACUGAAUGAUGGGAUAUUUUGGGUUAUUUGUGUACUUUGUGUACGUGUCCUGUAUAUGAGUUCAAAUAAAUUUUGUUGUUAUUGGAA
Tachysurus vachellii is the source of this 1335-nucleotide messenger RNA. RefSeq names its product SYS1 golgi trafficking protein (gene sys1). Gene Ontology annotation, biological process: protein localization to Golgi apparatus; Golgi to endosome transport; Golgi to plasma membrane protein transport. Lineage: Eukaryota; Metazoa; Chordata; Actinopteri; Siluriformes; Bagridae. The transcript is spliced from 4 exons. The record is from RefSeq and is a predicted model, not a curated record. Gene Ontology annotation, cellular component: trans-Golgi network; Golgi membrane. Bases 223 to 693 code for a protein of 156 amino acids.